Molecule: messenger RNA, 951 nt
Organism: Brassica napus (rape)
Lineage: Eukaryota; Viridiplantae; Streptophyta; Magnoliopsida; Brassicales; Brassicaceae
Exons: 1
Coding region: 1-951 (316 amino acids)
Molecular function (GO): catalytic activity
Source: RefSeq, a predicted model, not a curated record
AUGAACUCCGUCUGUCCUCAGUGGUCUUUUGUCUCUAACCACUCUGAAGAUGAUGACGGCCGAAUAAUAAUGUUUUGGAAAGCACUUGCGGCUCUUAGUCUUCUGCAUAAGUCAAGGCAAGAAAUUACGUGCGAAGUUGUGUACCCGGGACUACCUACUUUCACAAUGUCGGCUAUUUAUGCCGAUAAUACAGUCGAUGAAAAGAAGAUUCUGUGGGAUACCUUACUGGAUGUAAAAGCUAGUCUUUCGCUUCACAACUCUCCUUGGAUCAUAGGGGGAGACUUUAAUGAGAUCAUCCACUGUGCGGAACACUCCUCUCCUGCUUUCAACAACAUCACACCUCAGAUGAUAGAAUUCAAGGAUUGCAUUGAUGAACUUGAAGUUAGGGAUCUUCGGUUUCAUGGACCGCCAUUCACCUGGUCAAAUAAACAAUCAUCUGAUCCUAUUUCUAAAAAAUUGGAUAGAGUGAUGAUUAAUGAGGAAUGGUUACUCACCUUCCCAAAUAGUCUGGCACAGUUUAUGCUCCCAGAUUUCUCAGAUCACACUCCAAGCCUUGUCAAUUUGGAAGCUGCUCUUCCCGUUGCUGGUACUCGGCCGUUCAAGUUCUACAACUUCUUAACAGCUCAUCCAGAUUUUUUAGCUACAAUCACUGAAGGUUGGGAAAUCUCACAGCCUGAUUCUUGGUCUCUCUCUAGCCUAAACAAGAAGCAAAAGAUCCUCAAGAAGUAUCUUAAGAAACUCCACAAGCACAACUACUCUGAAAUCCAAAAAAGAGUAGGAGAAUGUAAUCAAAACCUCAAGGAUCUUCUGCUGGAAUCUUUGUCCAAUCCAUUUGAGGAAACCUUCCUAGCCGAGAAACUCUGUACUGAGAAACUACAUCAUCUUAGACGCGUGGAAGAAGCCUAUUUCCAUCAGAAAUCCAGAAUUCAGUGGUUAAAAGAGGGAGACUAA